AUGAGUCCCGUCAUGGAUCACGUUCCAAAACAAGCUGGCUCCCCUGCUGCUAUACCCUUCACAACUAAAGAUACUACUGUCGAGGUGAUAUGCCAUGCAGUCAAAUCAGAAUCGGACUCGGAAAGGAGCACUGCAGGGUCAACCACAUCCAGCAGCGAAAUCGUCACACGGCGGUUGUCUGUGGAAGAAUCUAGCGGAGCUAUCACGUCAGUGUUGCAUUUCAACGUUGGCACGCAGCCUCGUCACCAUGAUGGCAAACAUGUCCUUAUGCCAGAGCUGCAGGUAUCUUGGGCAAUUUUUCUUUCGCAGUACCAUUUCAUAGAGGACGUGACCUUUGCUAUUCAAGACCUUGGGAAGGAAGCUGCAGGCCAACAGGCCACGCAUUUGAUCUCAUUGCGCUUGACAUCAGAAGACACAAUCCUGUCCUUGUUUGAGCAGUUGGAAAGAUCCUCUGAACGCAAAGUAACGCCUGACAUACUCACCACCGUACCGAAUACCCCGUCUCACUCGCUGUUGAGUAUCCUCCGAAUCGCAGCCCCAGGCACCGAUAUCGAACCACUGCUAUCAUCAUCUAGUCCCGGUAUAUCCCCAUACGAUGUCAGUUUCCUAUGCACUCCUACUCCCCAAGGCUUCACUAUCCACGCCAAGUGUAAUGCCCGGGCCAUGAGCAAAGCCCAGCUCGACAGCUCGCUGCACAAGACAAGGCAUUUGUAUACCCAAAUUCGAGAACACCGCCCGCAUCGUAUACAGGAUAUUUCGCCAAGCCCCCAAGACUGGUCCCUGAUCCAGUCAUUGGACGGUGCAAUUCCAGAGGAUAUGCAACUCUGCGCCCACGAGAUCAUCCACGUAAAUGCCCUGCUACACCCGGAGGCGCCAGCCGUCGCCGCAUGGGAUGCCGGCUUCUCAUAUCGCGAGCUCGACACGCAUGCGGCACAGCUAGCGGUGCAAUUAUCAAGCUGUGGUGUCAGCUCGGGGACCUUUAUCCCGCUGCUUUUCCACAAGACGCGGUGGACUACUGUUGCUAUGCUGGGCGUGCUCAAAGCAGGCGGUGCAUUUGUCCUGAUGGACCCGUCGCACCCUGUGGAUCGACUACGUGGUAUUUGCUUGAGCGCAGAGGCGGUGGCCAUCGUUGCCUCUGCUGCGAAUGCGGACGUCGCCACAAAGCUGUGUCAGACCGUUGUUGUGGUCGGCGAUGACGACGAUGACGGCGGUGGAGAAAAGUGGAAAUGUGCCCGACAAGCUAUGCAGAUAUGCAAAGCUGGCCCGUUAGACCCAAUGUAUGCACAGUUUACAUCCGGGUCGACAGGAACACCAAAGGGGGCCGUGGUCUCGCACAACGCCUGGCUGUCGGCGAUCAUCCCCGCGUUAUCACCGUUAGGGCUGGAUUGCAGGUCUCGGAUGCUGCAGUUUGCGGCGUAUGCAUUUGAUAGUGCCAUUGCUGAGACUUUAUGGACGUUGGUUGCCGGGGGAUGUGUUUGCGUUCCCUCGGAAAAACACCGUCAGGGGCAUCUGAUGCAGGCGAUGGAAGAGCUCGAGGUCAAUAUAGCUAUUCUCACACCAUCGGUUGCACGAUCGCUGGAUCCGACGCGUGUCCCUUCCCUGAAGAGGCUCUUAUUCUGUGGAGAAGCGAUGAAGACAUCGGACAUUGAGCUCUGGAGGCCGCACGUGGAUCUUAUGAACGGCUAUGGACCGGCUGAAUGCGCUAUCAUGGCCACCAUCUGCGCCGGAGUCAAUGAGGUCAACGAUAUUGGCCGCUGCCUUGGGGGCGUGCCUUGGAUUGUGGAUCCAACGGACUCUGAUCGGCUUGUUAGUUUGGGCGCUGUUGGUGAAUUGCUUAUAGAAGGCCCGCUGGUAGGGAUGGGCUAUCUCAAUGAGCCCGAGAAGACCGCAGCGGCCUUUAUCGACCAGCCCGUCUGGCUCAAGCAAUUGCGUGGCAAGGCUACCCGGGUUUAUAAGACUGGAGACCUUGUCCGAUACUCGCCAGCGGGAUCGCUGCAAUACGUUGGCCGGAAAGACACGCAGGUCAAGAUCCAUGGGCAGCGUAUUGAGCUCAGCGAGGUAGAAUCUCACGUGCAGGAACUGUUUCCGGACAUGCAGGCGGUUGUUGCAGAGGUCAUUACCCCCCGAUCUGCGCCAUUAGCGCCCAUUUUGACUGCAUUUCUGCUGCCCGCCGGGGCCUGUCCGUCUCAGGAUGAAUGGGGACCGUUUGGCAGGCCGACAGAGCGUUUUGCGCAGCAGAUACACGCAGGCCGUGGAGUCUUGCAAGCUGCUCUGCCCCAGUACAUGAUCCCUGCUUUGUUCAUACCCCUGGUGUAUCUCCCACUCUCGCUGUCUGGAAAGCUGGAUCGACGGAUGCUCCGAGAGGCGGCGUCUCAAUUAUCUCGACCUGAACUCGAGUCGUUGUCAUCCCUGGGUGUUCCCUGUGCUAUAAAGCAGCCGGUCGUCUCCGACGCAGAGAAAACCCUCCAAGCCCUUUUCGCCCAUAUCCUGGACAUCCAGGCUGCUGAGAUUGGGGCAGAUGAUGACUUUCUGCGGUUGGGAGGGAACUCCAUCUCCGCCAUGACCGUGGUAGCACCCGCGACAGAACGUGGCAUCUCCUUGUCCGUUGCGGAUCUUGUUUCUGGCAAGACCCUGCGCGAGCUCGCUGCAGGGUCCAACCAGCCGAUGGUGGCUCUGAAAGCAGAUAUCCCCCCAUUUGCUUUACUCCCCGUUGGGAUCUCCCGCGAUGGGAUCCUCGCGCUUAUAGCAACAGAUUGCCAUAUUGGUAUCGAGCAGAUUGAGGAUGUAUAUCCUUGUACGCCACUACAGGAAGGCUUCAUGGCAAUGGGCUCGCGGGAGACCGGGAAGUACAUCGCAACGUACACCCAUCACCUGGCCGGCGAAAUCGAUCUAGAGAGAUUCCACGCAGCGAUCAACGCCGCAGUCAGUGCCAAUCCUAUCUUACGAACCCGGGUCAUCUACGCGGACGACCGUCUCUACCAGGUGGUCGUGCAGGAACCAGUCGCCUGGGACGUCUACGAUACCUACGAGGCCUACGAGCGCCACGCAACCCGCAUGAACAUGGGUCUGAACGAACGUUUGAUGCAUCUCGGGGUUGUCCUCCCUCAGUUCCCCGGUCAAGUGUGUGUCCUGCAUGUCCAGAUCCACCAUGCGCUUCACGACGCGUGGUCCAUCAACGAACUAUGGAACCAGGUGGAGCGGGCAUAUCGCGGGGGUACCUUGCCCUCCCGGCCCUACAGCUGCUUUAUACACUACUGUCUCUCCCAAUCUGCCGAGCCCACCGUGGCGGAAGAGGUCUGGCGUGCUCAGUUCCGCGGCCUCGAAGCUGCGAGCUUUCCGCCCCUCCCCUCGUCAACCUAUGUACCGCGUCCGGACCAGGUGCUCAAGAGCAGCCUGACCACGCCGCCGACUACAAUCCUUGCCCGACACACCAUCUCCACCGCCAUCCGUCUGGCAUGGGCCAUGACGAUAGCCACACUGGCCGACUCGGACGACGUUGUGUUCGGGGUCACCGUCAACGGCCGAAGUGCACCCGUCGCCUCGAUCGAAAAUGUCUCGGGUCCAACAAUCGCAACAGUCCCCCUCCGAGUAUCGAUCGACGACACCAAGCCGAUCACAGAUCUCUUAACGAGCGUGCAGGAGACUACACUCAGCAUCACUCACCAUGAACAGUACGGGCUGCAGCGCAUCCGCACUGCCAGUCCCGAGGCAGCGGUUGCGUGUCAGUUUCAGUCGCACCUAGGCGUGCAGCCGCCGCCGUCGGUGGCUCCCCAGUCUGGCCAGCUGGUCUCGAGAGUGCAUAGUAAGGAUAUUGACUACACGGCGUUUGCAAGCUACGCAUGGGUCAUCCUCUGCCAUUUGCGAGACAGCAAGGGCAGUGCCAUGGACAUCUCAGUGAACUACGACUCCAGGCUGUUCGAUUCCCGCGAGGCCGGGCAGAUUGUUUCGCUUUUUGAAUACAAUCUCUCUGCAAUCCUCGCCCACACGGAAAAGCCGUUGUGCAAAAUCCCACGGGCCAGUCCUAGUGACUGGGAUAAGCUCAGUGUGUGGAAUGGCAAUCUUCCAGCACCUGUCGAGUCGUCUGUUCACGAUCUGGUCCUGCGACAUGCGGCCAUCGACCCCGACAAUCUCGCGGUGGAAGCGUGGGACGGAUCUUGGACAUACGCAGACCUUGCUAUACAGUCCCACCGACUUGCCCAGGCUUUGCUCCAGGGGAAUCAGCUCCGACCAGGACAAAGUAUGGUCCCAGUAUGCAUGUCCAAGUCAAAGUGGGUGCCCGUCGCAAUGCUGGCAGUGCUGCGCACUGGUGCAGCAGUGGUCUGCAUCGACCCAAAGCACCCCCCUGAUCGAAUUAGCCAGAUCCUCCGCCAGGUGAAUCCCUCCGUGGCACUGGCCUCCGCGGGAAACGACACGGAGGCCUUCCGCGCGGCAGGGGUUGCGGUCUUGGAGGUAGCGUCCAUGAAAAGCAGGCAGAAUACUACUGGUCGUGAAGACAAUACGACCUCGCAGCUCCCAGUCGUGGCACCCUCAGAUGCUGCGUUCAUCGUCUUCACGUCCGGCUCGACUGGCCAGCCCAAGGGUAUCAUCAUGGAGCACCGCAACAUCAGCACCAGCAUCGCACAUCACAGCGGGCCGAUGAAAACACGCCGCGCAACCAAGGGGUUACACUUCGCCUCAUACGCCUUUGACUCCGCCAUCUAUGAGAUCUUCACCCUGCUGGUGAGCGGCGCCUGUGUCUGUAUCCCGUCCGAGGAAACCCGCACGAACAGGAUUGAAAGUUUCAUCCAGCGUCACGCCGUGGAGUGGGCUGUGUUCAGCCCGUCCAUGUUCAAGAUCCUGGAUCCAGACCAGGUGCCGUCCUUGCGAACGGUGACGCUCGGCGGCGAAGCAGUCUCCCGGGACAUUGUGGCGCAAUGGGCCCCCCGGCUGCAGCUGAUCAAUGGGUAUGGACCUGCCGAAGCCACCAUCUGCGCUGCAGGGCGGCUUCCAGCCCAGGGUUGGACGGUUGGCACGAUUGGUCCGGUGGUCGGUGGUGUCGGGUGGGUUACGAAGCCCUCGGACCCGGAGUGUCUGCUGCCUGUUGGUGCUGCUGGCGAGCUUCUGAUCGAAGGGGCGGUGGUGACGCGCGGAUACCUUGGACGUCCGGACCUGACGGCGGAGAAGUACAUCGCCGCCCCGGCGUGGCUGCGUGAGUUCCGACACCGGCACGCGGCCACCCCCGGGCGAGUUUUCCGCACGGGAGAUCUAGUGACCCUGUCGCUGGACGGUGAGAUCCGGUUUCUGGGUCGGAAGGACACGCAGGUGAAGUUGCGCGGGCAGCGAAUUGAGCUCGCCGAGGUGGAGUUCCAUGCUGGGCAAUGCUUGGGCGGCGUGGACGUUGCAGCGGAGACGGUCCAGAUGCCGGACUCCAAGGGCGGUUCGGCUGCUCUGGUUGUCUUUGUGGUGGAUCACACCAUGGAGGCUGGUGUUGAGCUGGUUGGCGGCCUCUUCUCACCUCCUACUCCGACCUUCCGGGCGAGCAUCCGCGCGGCCGAGGCGGCCCUGCGAGAUGUGGUCCCUGGGUACAUGGUUCCCUCGGUUUUUCUGCCCGUCUCUAAGAUGCCGUUGACGCCCAGCGAGAAGGUGGAUCGCAAGCGGCUCCGGGAAGCCGUGUCCCGUCUGACACGGGAGGAUAUCAAUGCGUAUAGCAGCUCCGAGGCUCUCCUGCCACUACAUCCAGACGGUGGAACGCAGGCCCCGCGAACAGACAUGGAAGGCCGGCUGCACGCGAUCUGGGCCGAGGUCCUCCGCAAGGAAAGCGGCAUGCUGGGGUCCGAGGAUGAUUUUUUCCAGCUGGGAGGUGACUCAAUUACUGCCAUGCAGAUGGCCUCGAGAUGCACCCGGGUUGGCAUUCCCCUGACCGUGGCCGCCAUAUUCCAGCACCGGAACAUUGCCUGUCUUGCGGCUGAGCUCGAGAGGACCGCAGAGACCGUGGCCAUGGAUCAUACACGCCACCGAGCCGAAGUGGAGGAAGAUGUUGUGUUCGACCUGUCGCCCAUCCAGCAGUUAUUCUUUGACAAGGUGGGCCGCCACGUCCACCAUUUCAACCAAGCCCUGUUCUUGAAUCUGCGCCAUCCGGUCUCUUCAGUUUCUAUGCGGGAGGCUCUCCACUGGGUGGUUGAGAAGCAUGCCAUGCUGCGUGCGAGGUUUACCCAGGACCCGACCACCCGGACCUGGGCACAGGUCAUAUCCAACGACAUCCCAGGUAGCUGUCGACUGCGGCUGCACACGGAUGUCUCCGAGCGCGACUGGCAGAAUCUCUGUGACUACAGCCAGAAGUCUCUCAACAUCGAGACGGGCCCAUUGAUGGCGGCAGAUCUGUUCCACAUGGCAGAUGGAACCCAGGCUCUGUCGCUGAUCGCGCAUCACCUUGUCGUCGACAACGUCUCGUGGUUUCUCGUCCUGGAUGACCUCGAGAUGUUCUUCACCUCUGGAUCUGCCCCGACCGCGCAGGACGCGAUAUCGGUGCCCUUCCAAGCCUGGUGCCGGAUUCAGCGCGAGCGUUGCCAGAGCCUCCCCCUGGCCCCCGACCUGGAUGCGGUGACCCCGAGCAUGGCGGACUACUGGGGUGUCAAGGAGAAACCCAACUGCGUGAGGGACGUCCAAGAGGCAAGCUUUACCCUGGAUCCUCAGUCCACGGCGUCGCUCCUCGACGCAGCAAAUCAGGCCUUUCGAACUCGGCCGGUGGAGCUUCUCCAUGCAGCGCUCCUGUACUCGUUCGGCCAGACAUUCCCGGAUCGAUCUCCGCCCACCAUCUUCAGCGAGGGACACGGGCGUGACGCCCCGGAUCUGGCGGGGGACUUGACAGGCACGGUGGGCUGGUUCACGGACAUCUGGCCGGCCGCCGGCCUGAUCCAGCGCGGGGACUCCAUGGGCGAGUGCAUCCGAAAAGUAAAAGACGGUCGACGACACGCACAGGAGACCUACCAGGGCCGGUGGCUCCCAAAUCGAUGUCGUCGCUCCCGAGAUCCCGCCCACGACAUCGAGGUCCUCUUUAACUACAGCGGGUCGUCGCAUCAGGUCCAGCAGCCUGACUCGUUCUUCCAACGGCAGCCUCUCCCAGACCACGAAUUGUCCACUCUGGGGAGGGAUGCCGGGCGCUUCAGUCUCAUCGAUGUCUCGGCCGAGGUCGAGCACGGCCAAUUCCGCUUCCUCUUUUUGUACAACCGUUACAUGAACCCGCGGUCUGCCGGUCCCCGCGCCAUCGAGCACUGGGCACAGGCAUGCCAACGAUGUCUAGUCCAGAUAGCCACUGAAUUGCCCUCCGCACGGCGCCAGCUGACGCCCGCCGAUCUCCCACGCCUGCGCCUGAGCUCGGGGCAGUGGGAUGUAUUCGUCCGCCAGGUCCUGGAUCCCUUGGCCCAGCGCCGUAUCCAGGUCGUGGAUGCGUACCCAUGCACGCCGAUGCAGCAGGGCAUGCUCGCCUGCCAGGUCGUCUCGCCCACGGUCUACCUGAACCGUCUGCUGUGGCGGGUCGCGGCCGACGGAGAUAUCGAUAUCCCACGACUGUCGCUUGCAUGGCGGCAGGUUGUGGAGCGACAGCCUCUCCUCCGGACCAUUUUUGCGACAGGGCCCGGGGAGAACCUGGUCCAGGUAGUUGUCCACGGCAUGGACGCGAGCAUUGCUCUUCUCGAGCUCCCACCCCGUCGCGAUCCCUUGCAGGCCCUCGAAGACUUCCGGCAGCCCUGGAGCCCGUCGCCCAUGGACCUCCCCCACCGUCUAACCAUCUGCUAUGCCACCACCGCCACCGGACAGACCCAAGUGGCCUGCCUGUUAGACGUGGCGCACACGAUCAUCGACGGCGCAUCCCGACAGGUGCUCUUCAACGACCUUCGUUCCUGCUACGCCGUCGAUAGUCGUCCCAGUCGCGAGGCUCCCGCAGGCCGACUCGACCACGUCUUCCCCUCGUACAUCGACUGCCUCGACGCGCGAGCGGCCAGCAGCGCCGGCGCAUACUGGGAGGAGUAUCUCGAGGACGCCUCUCCCUGUAUUUUCCCCCCACAGUGCCCCAAGACGCAGUCCGAAGCAGUGGCCACGCGCAUCAUCGGCCACCUCACUACCGCAUUCCCCGCCACGACACACCCGCUCCUCCGCUUCUGUCGACAGCAUGGCCUCACGCAGGCAACGGUGCUCCAACUGGCAUGGGCCCUAGUGCUCCGCGCCUACACGCAUCAGAACGACGUCUGUUUCGGCUUCCUCACCGCCGGCCGGGACCUGCCCAUCGCCGGCAUCCAGGACUCCGUCGGCCCGUUCAUCAACAUUCUGUGCGCCCGGUUUCACAUCCCCAAUGGGUUCGACUCGGCCCCGGACUCUCUCCUCGCCCUGCUCGAACAGCGACAGGCCGAGGUGACGAGCUGCAUGCAACACCAAUGGGCGCCGGUCGUGGACAUCAGUCGUCGGGUGGCUCGCAGCGCGCAGACCCACGCGCAGACCCUCUUCAACACCGCCAUGUCCGUUCAGCGGGAUAUUGCGACAGAGGAAUACCAACUGCCCACCUCCACGUUGCACUACACGGAUUUCACAUCCGAGGCCCCUACCGAGUACCCCAUCCUCCUCAACAUAUCGCUGCGAGAGCAUGAAAUCGCCCUUUCGCUAGAUUACCACCUGAUGGAAUUUUCCCCGGCGUUUGUGGAAUCGCUACUGGAGAGAUUCUGCGGGGCUAUCGAUCUCAUAACGGGGGGGAGCUGAGCGUGGCUGCAGCCAACUUACUCACUACCUGCAGGAACUGGGUGUCGUUCUUUCCCUUGCCUGGCUGUACCGCAUAGGCCGGGGAAGGGUGGAAUCUAUCGAUCUGCCUUUGGCGAUGAUCAGUCGUUGAUGCUUCAUAGUGGGCUGAAGAUACAGUUCUGAUCUGGGGGCAGAGGUGACCGGUCGACAGAAUUAGUGGCAUCUUUCGAUGGAAGGCAUGCAGCGAUAGAUGUGUUUAUUCCAAGAGAAUGGAC
This is a messenger RNA of Aspergillus melleus, 8981 nucleotides long. RefSeq lists its product as uncharacterized. Gene Ontology annotation, biological process: secondary metabolite biosynthetic process; amino acid activation for nonribosomal peptide biosynthetic process. The coding region runs from base 1 to 8727 and encodes 2908 amino acids. The record is from RefSeq and is a predicted model, not a curated record. Gene Ontology annotation, cellular component: cytoplasm. Lineage: Eukaryota; Fungi; Ascomycota; Eurotiomycetes; Eurotiales; Aspergillaceae. Gene Ontology annotation, molecular function: phosphopantetheine binding; catalytic activity. The transcript has 2 exons.